AUGUCUAACAACAAUGUUGUCGUCAAACACGUCUGGAAAGAUAACUUCGACGUGGAGAUGAGCAUAAUCAGGGAGAGGGCCAUGAUAGCUCACCCCUUCGUCUCCCUCACCACCCGACUUAUGCUAUGCGGAGAAAGGAUCCCAACGGGAAACGGGUGGGGCGACUCUGACACCAACUAUUCCGGCCUCCAGCAGGCGACCAACAGGUUCAGGAACAUAGCGCAGGUGGGAGUUGCCCUGUGUGACAAACUAGGGAGGCUGCCACGCUGCAGCGAGAGCGGGAGGCCCUGCGUAUGGGAGUUCAAUCUCAUGCCGCUGGAAGAAGCAGCCAUUAAUCCGGAAAGGGAGGAUCGUUUCUUGGAGCAGUUCUGCGGCAACGUUAACGCCGAGCAGUUGAGGAGACAGGGAAUCCAGCCGGCACGCAUGGCCGCCGAGAUCUGGCGCUGCAGCUUGCUCAUGAAAGACAAGAUCAAUUGGGUGGUGUUCAAAGGCGGACUGGAUUUCGCGGCGCUGCUGAGGUGGGAGAAGCACGGCGCUCAGGGCUUGCCGGUUGAGCGCAAGGAAUUCUUUAGGCUGCUGGCUAUUUACUUCCCGGUGUUCUACGACAUGGCAGCGGUGAUGGGUUUUCACCCGGUGGCCGACGACGGGACGAUCGACGUCUCGGCCAGGGCGAUUAACGUGUGGAGAGAAGACGUGCCUCCUCAUGGAGCGGCAUCGGACAGCCUGCUGGCGUUGCAAAUGUUCGUGCGGAUGAAGAUGCUAAAAAGGGGCUGCGUCCUGCUGGAAAAGAAGGCGAGGGUGCUCUUUGGCAUCACCUCCGAGCAAGAAGCUAACGCCGUGCCUACAUUCAACAUGGCACCUUUUUGA
Nymphaea colorata (pocket water lily) is the source of this 867-nucleotide messenger RNA. Its product is annotated as probable CCR4-associated factor 1 homolog 7. Gene Ontology annotation, cellular component: CCR4-NOT complex; P-body; CCR4-NOT core complex. Lineage: Eukaryota; Viridiplantae; Streptophyta; Magnoliopsida; Nymphaeales; Nymphaeaceae. The coding region runs from base 1 to 867 and encodes 288 amino acids. The transcript has a single exon. Gene Ontology annotation, molecular function: poly(A)-specific ribonuclease activity; nucleic acid binding. The record is from RefSeq and is a predicted model, not a curated record.